This is a messenger RNA of Cladocopium goreaui, 1068 nucleotides long. The record is from the annotation of a GenBank genome assembly. Lineage: Eukaryota; Dinophyceae; Suessiales; Symbiodiniaceae.
AUGACCAAGAAGGGCCAACUGCAGAACUGCAAUUUGAUGAAGCACCAUAAAAGCAAGGCGCACAAGGCAGCGGUGAAGGAAUGGUUGAAGGAAGGGGGCUGUGUUGGUCCUAGUCCCGAUGCAGCCCUGGCAUUGAGUCAGUUUCAAGAGCUGAUGGAGUGCUUUGGCGAGAAAAGAUCAUUGACGCAAAAAGAGCUGCAAAUGGCAUGGUGUUUGGCAGAGGGGUUAAAAGCUUUGGACCAAACGUUCAUUGCGAAAUCUUCUCACAUUUCUUUGAUGCGGGAUGAGCGGCAUGGGCGGUUGGCCAUACGAUUCAUGGCUGUGGCCCCAGACUUGACAACUCGAAGUGGCUUUUUAGGCCAAGCAAGGCAAGCUGCUGGAACAGGAGCCACCUGGGUAUUUCAACUCACCCAAGCUGCUGCGGCCGAGGCUUCAGCCACAGAAGCUUGGCUGCUUCGGCCAAAUCGCCUGGCUGUUUCGGCCAGCAAGGGUUUCGAGAAGACAGACCGUCUCUUAGAAAAUAGCUGCCUCGGCCUGCAAUCACAGGCUGUUUCGGCCUGGAAUAUAACCUCACAGACUGGUUCGGUCUUGGAGCCAGUUGGCUACCACAGUCCUAUGAGCUCUGCGACGAGUCGAUCCACGACUUUUCGCGAAGAUCAUUAUCGAUCUGACACCUCUGGACGGCCGCAUGGCUUGGGCAGCCUUGCGAAAUCGGGUAUAGGGUAUGUAGGAGUUGCCUUCAACCCAGAGCACCACCGGCUGCUUGCAUUGCUUGAAAAAGAAAUGACAAACCCUGAGUCCAGCUUGUUUUCGUCAGCUUACAGUGAAGCCGUCGGUGGCAGUGGGCAGGCACCUGUGAAUCAGACCGCAAAACCAAAGGCAAAGGUAAAGGCAAAGGCCAAAGGCAAGGGAAAGGCCAAACCAAAGGCUAAGGCAAAAGCCAAAGCCAAGCAAACAAAGGAUGAGCAGGAGGAAGGCGAAGAGGAAAACGACGAAGAUGAAGAAGACGACGUCUGGAAUCCUUUGGGAGACGACGAUGACGACGAAGAGGACAAUGGAGACAAGUGA